Messenger RNA from Rotaria sp. Silwood2, 627 nucleotides. The record is from the annotation of a GenBank genome assembly. NCBI's taxonomy places the organism in Eukaryota, Metazoa, Rotifera, Eurotatoria, Philodinida, Philodinidae.
AUGAUCGGUGCCGAUGGGCAGGCCAUUAAAGACUUAUCAGAUAUCUUAACUGGAUUACCAAUAACGAGUUUAUAUGGUGAAAAACUAGCUCCAUCAGAAGCAGACUUUACAAAUCUUGACAUCCUACUUUUCGAUAUACCAGACGUGGGCAGUCGCUUUUAUACUUAUUUGUGGACGAUGACCUAUGUGAUGGAAGCUGCAACAAACUAUAAUAAACCACUAAUGAUAUUGGACAGACCCAAUCCCAUUUCCGGCAAUCUUCAGUUGGCUGAAGGUCCAAUGCUUGACACGACUACUGCAUCUUUUCUUGGUCGAUGGCCACUACCUGUACGACAUAGUUGUACAUUGGGUGAACUGGCACUUUAUUUCAAUACUACACAAAAUAUAAAUGCUCACCUGGAAGUGAUACCAUGCUCAGGAUGGAAUCGGAAUAUGUUUCAAACAGAUUGGCUUCUGCCGUUUGUUCCCACUUCUCCCGCAAUAAAGUGCUUCGAGAGCAAAGGAAUGGAAACGAAAUUUGUUUGUGUGAUCAAAGCGAUUGAGAAUCGACGAUUACGAUGGAAACGAGCAACAGUCGGAGACUUCAAAGUUGCAGAUGCAGUCGAACUUGCAGGAGAACGUAGUUGA